Messenger RNA from Oenanthe melanoleuca, 7025 nucleotides. It is a transcript of the gene SGPP1, whose product is annotated as sphingosine-1-phosphate phosphatase 1. The record is from RefSeq and is a predicted model, not a curated record. Bases 135 to 1370 code for a protein of 411 amino acids. The transcript has 3 exons. Lineage: Eukaryota; Metazoa; Chordata; Aves; Passeriformes; Muscicapidae. Gene Ontology annotation, biological process: phospholipid dephosphorylation; sphingosine metabolic process. Gene Ontology annotation, cellular component: endoplasmic reticulum membrane. Gene Ontology annotation, molecular function: sphingosine-1-phosphate phosphatase activity.
GGACCGGCUGAGGCGAGGGCAGUCCCGCGGCAUCUCGCCUUCCCGCGGGUUUCUCUUCAGAGAGCGGCUUUCCUUUCGCCGGAGCCCCCGUCCUCCUCUCCGCCCCUCAGACGAAGUCCCCCGGUCCCGCCGCUAUGUCUCUCGGCCAGCGCCUGGCCCGGCUGGCCGCCCACCUGCAGGACCCGCGGAAAGUGGCCGCGUUCCAGCGGCUCUGCGGGGUGGAGGGACCCUCGGGCUGGGCCGGUGCGGAGCAGCGGGGGCCGGUGGCGAACGGUGGCCCCGCGGGCGGGCAGGCGCAUCCCGCUGGGAACGGGGCCGUGCCCGGCGCGGCGGGAACCCCGCGGCGCUGGAGAAGGAGGCCGCGCCGAAACUCGCUGACGGAGGAGGAGGACGGCAGCCAGGAGUUCGCCACUCGCAGCCGCUUCCUCUACUAUCUGUUCAGCCUGGGCACGGAGCUGGGCAACGAGCUCUUCUACAUCCUCUUUUUCCCUUUCUGCAUCUGGAAUGUGGACGCCUGGCUGGGCCGGAGGCUCAUCAUCAUCUGGGUGUGGGUGAUGUACCUGGGGCAGUGCACCAAGGAUGUGAUCCGCUGGCCGCGUCCUGCCUCGCCGCCCGUGGUGAAGCUGGAGGUCUUCUACAACUCCGAGUACAGCAUGCCCUCCACCCACGCCAUGUCGGGCACCGCCAUCCCCCUGGCGCUGCUGCUGCUCAGCUACGGCCGCUGGCAGUAUCCCCUUAUGUUUGGACUGAUCCUGGCAUUCUGCUGGUGUUCUUUGGUUUGCUGUAGUCGAAUUUAUAUGGGAAUGCAUUCAAUUUUGGAUGUUAUUGCUGGAUUUCUAUAUGCUAUUCUUAUCCUGGUUGUCUUCCAUCCAGUUGUAGACCUGAUUGAUAACUUCAAUUUAACUUACAAAUAUGCACCCUUAAUUAUCAUCAGUCUCCAUUUGGCCCUGGGCAUCUUCUCUUUCACCCUGGACACGUGGAGCACAUCGCGAGGAGACACGGCUCAGAUCCUGGGCUGCGGUGCUGGCGUGGCCUGCGGCUCUCACGUCAACUACAUCCUGGGUCUGCAGCUGGAUCCUCCUCCCCACGCCUUGCCCUUGUCCCUGUCCUCCCUCACUGUGACUGUGUUUGGAAAAGCCAUCCUGCGCUUGUUGAUCGGAGUCAUCGUUCUGUUGUUAACGAAAGUGGCCAUGAAGAAAGCCACGAUUCCUCUGGCUUGUAAAAUAUUCCGCAUCCCGCACGGCGACGUGCGGAGAGCCCGGCAGCGCAUGGAGGUGGAGCUGCCCUAUCGCUACAUCACCUACGGCAUGGUUGGCUUCUCCCUCAUGUUCAUUGUUCCUUGCCUCUUCCACUUCAUUGGUCUUUCCUGAUGCACUUGGAUCGCCCUGAGUAGGGAGAACUGAGCUAGUUGCUUUUUGAAGAGGUGCACUAGUUUGCUAAGGGAAGGCUGGCCAGCUUGGGUCUUCCUGUUAACAGCAAUACAAAGCAGGCAAAGCAUUUAAAGGGCUUUGCACAUCUCUGGGGAUGGUUUAGGGCCAGCAGUCAAGCAUCAGUCCAGGAGAAGUGCUGACCUCUGUAAAUGCUGUUUUUGGACUUAUUGCUGUAACCAAGUCUGUGUGUGUGAUGCAGUGACUGUGUCUGGGAUGGCUGCCAGUCUGUACCUGCCUACACUGACCCUUCAGCAGGUAUGUCUGACAGCUAAUCAGAAGGCUCCAUGCAUGAUCUGUUUGCCAUUUCACAGUAAUAAUUCAAGUUGUUGGACCAUAGACUGUUAAAUUUGCUUUCUUCUAUUCUUUCCUGAAGUUUUGCUUCAAGGUAUUUCAGCUAAUAGGUAUUUCUAACGGACCAAACUUGUAAUGAGGUUGAAUUUUUUUAAAUAAACAAGCAGAAACCUUUUUCUUUAGCCCCCUUUGCAAAGGAAAAUGUCCAGAUCAUCAUUGGUAGAUAUCACUAGAUUAUAUAUAAUUCAGGUACUGUAUUUUAUGGUUUAAUAACUGUGCCUUUCUGUUGCUAAAUUAAGAAAUGCCAUAUAUACUGUGAUGCAAAAAUGCCUAAUUUUAUUGAAAAUCCUAUGUAAUUAGGCAGAUAUUAAAAAAUGUUAAGAUUGUCCAUGUUGCUGACAUGGUCAAGUUAACCAGAAUGUUCAGUUUUUUCCUGAUCAAAAUUGCAUAAAUGAAAUGACCCAGGAAUUGUGUCCUUGAGCUCAAGGUAUUGUAAAUGAACAGUAGUCCCUUUUUGUAAGUAUUUUUAAUGUGUAUUGUAAGUUACUGCAAGAGGAUAUAUUUUUCUGGAGAUUGUUUAUACAGUGGAUGGAUAUUCAAAAUUAACUAUUUAAACAUAUAAACAAUAAAACCACCCCAUUCUGCAAAGAAAUGGGCUUCACUUAUUCCAAAUUAAUCUAGGAGGACCACUGCUUUUAGGUAUUUGGUUAGAAAAUAUAAUACUUAUUCUAGAAAAAUCUGUAUUUUUAUGCAUUAACAUAAUAUAUUUGAAGGUGUUAUAACUUUUACCGGAUUUAUAUAGUUAUAAUACAAUGUAACAAUUAAAGUAACCUUGUAAUCAUUCUGAUUGACAGAUUGUCAUCAGUCAGGACAGAGAGGUCAAUACAUGAACAGUUUGUGAUGUCUAAAUUUGGCAGGAUUUUAUUAUGUGCUUUUGGGCUUUUCAUGUUCCUUUUCCCUUUAAGUGUAAUUUCAUGUGCCUUUUUUUCUGUUUCAUUUUGUCUUGUUCAUGUGUUGCCUGAUCUGUUCUUUCCAUGUCAGGAAUGGUUUCCGCAGGAAGCACUGUCUUAGUGUUUGACCAGACACCAAUUACUUAAUUACUUCAUUUUGUAUUGUAUAUGUUUUUCAGGAAAAGCAUCAUUUGGUUGGGAAAUAUGGUGAUUAGAUAGAAUACAAAGCCUAUUUUUUUUUUUUUUUUUUUUUUUUUGUAAACAAUAUUUAGGUUUAGAAGAAUUUUAGUUUUUUUUUUAGUGUUGGAGAUGAUAUCUCCAACCUGUUAAUAUGUAGAUUGACAAAAUUAACUUCACUUUCUUUGAAGCAGAUUAAGGUUUAUGGUACGCUGGCACUGGAUGGUGUGAAAAACUUAACUUUUCUGGUUCAUUUCUCCAGUGCAUCCUGAAUGCACUGCUAUGAAUGUAUUCAAACUGAGGUAUUCAGAACUGUGUUAAACAACUUCCAGAGCUGAAAAGACCUUACCAAGUAGCAAAUGGUAAGCUUGUUUCAGUGUGUAUUUCUGGAUUUGAUUUUUUGUGUCUGUUCCUCUUUUGCAGUUCAAUGCUGAAUGUGCAGUAAAAGGUUUGAAUUUUUCAAAUUAAUUUCUGGGCUUUUGAGAGUGAGAUUUCCACUGAUUUGGCUUCACACACCAAGAUAGCCAUUAAAUAAAUAGCUGAGGGAAUGUACACAAAAUGCCUUAUGCUUAAAGCCCUAAGCAAGUGGUGUAGUUUCAAUUAUAUUAAUUAGUCUGAGGAUUAAUAAUAGUUAAAAUAGCUAAAAAUAAUAGGAUAACUUUUUUCUGAAAUUUAGGGCAAAUUUUCCUUAAAUAUCCUAGCUUUAUAGUUUAUAGCAAAAAAUAUUUAAAUUCUAGUACAGAAAAGGUGAGUGAGCAAAACUAAUUUUUUAAGGUACAUAUUUGACUUACAGAAACUUCAAGUUUACAUCAUAAAGAGCAUAAUUAAAGCUGUAUUUUCUAGCUGUGCUUGCUCUCUUGUAGUAUUAAUGGAACAUGAGAUGUACUGUGGAGGAUCUGGAAGGGGUGAAAAAGAUCACACAGCUUUCAACAGGCUAAGGAAAAUUGCACUGUAGCUUAUUCUACUGUCAUAAAUGUAUUUUUUGUGUUUAUACAUUACAUUGAGUAAGUUCAAAAUGUCAUGUUCCAUGUACCACUAUCCAGGAAAUGUCCAUCAGAAUGUUUAUACAGCACCUUCAGCAAGUUCUUCACUGAAGUUUACAUAAGAAAAAGUUCUACUGUUCUAUUUUCAUGUUUUAUAAGGGGUUAGGCUCGAGAGGGCAGUUAGCACAAAAUGUCAUGCAAUAUGAACACCUUUAGAGAAUAAGGAAUCAUAGACAUACAAAUGCUUAAAAAUACAAGUAUUUGUAUUAUAGUAUAAUUUUGUUUACUGAUAAGCUAAGAUUCCUUGGAAUUGGGCGUAACAAAGCAGCAGGUAAAACUGGAGCACUUUCUUUGCCCUAAUCUAUUCUUAGAGUUGAACAUGAAAAAUGUUUCAAGUGUGAGCACCAGCUGGUACCAAAUUCUUUAUAAAUAAAGUGAACCUAGCUUUAAGAAGUAGCCAAAUGUCUUUCCAUAAGGACAAUAUGCUUGAAACCCUUUAUGACGUGGUGCAAAAACAUCCUGCUAGUGAACUCCCUGAGUCCUAGAGAGGGGUACUGCUUUAUAGAACCAGAUAUCAAUGCACAUUUAUUACAAACAGCUCCAGGCUAAAUUUGCCUUUUUAAAUUAUUGUAUCAAAUAAACCUUAAAACCAACAGGCAGGUAGAGAGCAAUUUGACACAAAAUUCUGUUUUCCAAGAGUUUGAAGAGAUGUGAAUUAGUCUGAGACUGCCUUAAACAUAGGAGCAGGAUUUUUUCUGAUGUGGUCCUUAGACAGAACUGACAUGUGCAUUGCAUCUUGGGUGAGUUUAGAAUCUGUUAUUUUGGAAAAAAGUUUCUUGUUUAUAAAAAAACAUUGAUUUUGCUUUCUCCUGUGUGAUCACCUGUGAAUCUGUUGGGUUUCAUCAGAAGGUGGAGGAGUGACUUGAAGGUAAAUUGGCAAACCAAAGGGAGUUGGGUUUUGUUUAUUUAUUUGGAAUUUUUUAAGGUUAUGUACAGCAUUUCUCCUGGAAAGAAAAACCAAACGGAAAGAUGCAUUUCUUUUAAAAUGGCAUCUCCAAAUGUGAUAUGUGGCUUUUGUGUUGUUUAUUUUUUUUCUUACCAGAACAGUGUUAAAUUGUCUGGAUAUUAGAAGCUAAUGUUUUUUCCUUUGUUUAUUUUUUUUCUUUUAAUUACUGCUCUUUACUGCUCUCAGUAUUCUUUACUCUUUUUUUUUUUUUUUUUUUUUUUUGCUUAUUCCUGAAAGUGUUCAGAACUUCUAUAAGCAGUUGCUACUUAUGUGAAGAUUGUAAUUUUGAACUUGUAAAUAAUUAAGGGUUGUUAGCUGCAAAAAUAUAUGAAAACAAAUCCUUGCAUGCUGUAAGUAAAUACAUCUGUUGUGCUAAAAGUUGUUUCUGUUUCAGUAUUUGCUUUCUCAAUGAAAAAUUCCACUUUUCACACACAAUACAGAAGAUAGUUAAUAAUUCCAUGAUUUGAAGGGGCAUUGCUGUCAAACUCCUGCCAACUUUACUGGGAGUUUUGCACUUGGUUCCUUCCAGAAUGAGGCCUGAAAGGCAAGUCUGUGCUGACCUGUGAGCAGGCUCAGUGUGUGUGAAGUGACUCAGCUUCUAGAUGUGACAGCCUUGCUUUCGGGUGAUUCUCCUUGUUACAAUCACACUUGGCCCCAGUUUUACAAGAUUGCUUACGGGCUUAACUUGGAAGCCUGUUCUCUGUAGGUGGAACUGGCUGCACAUUUCUGACACUCCCCCUCUGUACCAUAAUUCUGUGAAUGAAGAGACCCCAGAAUAAAGUUAGUAAUUAGAUCAAAUGAGAGGAGAAUUGAUUUAUUGGGGUAUUGUGACUCAACUUACUGUAAUUGAUUCUCAAGUGGUUCUUUGGUCUAAUGUAGAAUGUUUGUUGGUUAUGUAAUUUAUUUCUGUAUUCUACAAACAACUUUGAGGAAACUUAACUUUUUUGUUUUAUUCUACAGGAAAGCUUAAGAGGUGUUUUUGUUUUGGGGAAAAAAAAGCCUGUUUUAAAAUUUACUGCAAAUGAUAUAUUUGUCAAAUUGGUAGAUUAAUUGGGUCACUAACAUCAUUGUUCUUCUUGCAAUACUGAACAAAGGCAAUGAAAGCUGGAUUUGGAAACAAAAUGUGAUAUUGUGUGGCAGAGAGGAUAUUGUAGCACUUUAGGUGUUCUCUAAUAAGCAAGUAUCUACACAUGCUGGUUUUGAAGCAAAUUUAGCCAUGCAUCUGAAAAAUUUCUUUGCACUCCAUUCUGCACCAGAAAUUAUUUGCAUGUUGGUAAGAGGCCUUGUAAGAGCAGGAAGGAAAGCAGGGUGUGCUUGCAGUGUAUGAUCAGUAGCUGUUCCUGUAGGAUCAAAGGAGAAGAGAGGCUAAGUGGGAUAAUAGUACCUUAAAGAUGCUGACUAGUAAAUGUAAAUAAUUCCCAUCAAGUUGGAGAAUUUUAUAAGUCACUGAACUUUGACUAAAUUAGUCACUAAGUUUUCCCACAAGUUUAUUUUUGUUAGAAAGUGUAAUGAAAGAUAAGAGUGCUAUUACUGAAAUGGAAAUUAGCUCUUAAAACAAUUCUAGAUGUCUAAAGUAUCAGAACUGAAGAUCAGUUCAGGAGCAAGUAAUGGGAACAGUAAGAAUAGAGUCUGAGGGGGAUUUUGUAUUAAACUUAAUGCACUUAAAAAUAAUGCCAAAAUUUGGCCUACACUUGAUUUAUAUGAAAUCUGUAGUACAAUAUAGAUACAUAUAUACAUAUAAUAUUGUGUAUUGGAGUUUAAUUUUUUAUGUAUAGAUUUUUUUUUUUCUGAUUACUGAAUUCCCUGAUAAAAGGAAGUGUUGAUAAAGUACAAACCAGCUUUGUCUGUAUAAGGUGAGGCUGUAUGUUAGAAGUCUUUUGGGAAAUAAUGCAGUUGUAACCCAGUCUCUCAACCUCUUGGAGAACUUGUUUAAAAAAAAACCUAACCAAAACAAUUGAAAUGCAGGCCCCGAGUUAGUUGAGGAUCACAUAAUGGUUGCUGUAUAAUAGUGUACAACUGAUGUUUUAAAAAUUAAUACGUCAGAACUUUUUGUUAUACUCUUGUUAAUGAUUUUGUACUCAUUGUACACUUUCUGAGUUGUCAAUUAAUACUUAAGCUUAUAUUGACUGGUAACUGAAAUGUCUAACUUCAUCUGCAAUGCGUGGGUAAUAAACUGCUGUUGGAUUCA